This is a messenger RNA of Melanotaenia boesemani (Boeseman's rainbowfish), 1348 nucleotides long. RefSeq lists its product as uncharacterized. The record is from RefSeq and is a predicted model, not a curated record. The coding region runs from base 52 to 1152 and encodes 366 amino acids. The transcript is spliced from 7 exons. Lineage: Eukaryota; Metazoa; Chordata; Actinopteri; Atheriniformes; Melanotaeniidae.
CAGACAGACAAGUGUGGUGUGUUCAGGACAUUCACUUUGUUCAUCUUCAUCAUGGCUGGAUGCUCGCUGCUCAUCAUCCUCAUGUGUUCCCUUCUUGACAUUGAAGCUGAAGCUCUUCUUCAGCCUGAACUGAUGGUGGAUCGACUUGUGAUCACAGAAACAGACUCGGUCACAUUAACCUGUCAGACUCCACCAUCUGUUUCUGCGUCUCAGUGUGAUUUCUACAUUGAAAAUCAAAAAAAGUCUGGUAACUGUGUUCAGACACUGACAGCCGCUGAUCUGCUGAAUAUAGCACGUAGAAGAUCUCCUGCUGAGGUUAAAGUAAGAUGUUGUUACACUGUGAUGAAUGACGCUAUUGCUUCUAAAUCUCCAGACAGUGGCAUAUCUGUCAUCGCCGUAAACAAUCUUCAUCCACCUAAACUUAUGGUGGAUCGACAAGUGAUCACAGAGACCGAUUCAGUCACAUUAAACUGUCAGACUCCAUCAUCUGUUUCUGUUACUGAGUGUAAUUUCAUCAUUAUGAGAGGAAAACCUGCCAAAAUGUUCUCCUGUCUGAAGAUGCUGAGUGGAACUGAGCUACUGUCAUUAACACAACAAAGUUUACCUGCUAAAGUUGAUGUGACAUGUUUUUACCUUAUAUCACAUCCAUCUCCACAGAGUGACAAAUCCACCAUCACCAUACAACUUUCUCGACCUGAACUGACAGUGAAUCCACUGAUGAUCACAGAGACAGACUCAGUCACAUUGAACUGUCAGACUCCAUCAUCCGUUUCUGUUACUGAGUGUUAUUUGUACUUCCUGCAAACAAAAACUACCAGAAUCAUGUCCUGUGUGGAAAACCUGAGAGGAACUGAGCUUCUGAUGACAGCACGUCAGAGUUCUCCUGCUGAUGUUGAACUAACAUGUUAUUACGAUGUAGAGCGAAGAGGAGGAAAAUAUUCAUCCUCACACAGCAACAUGUCCUCUAUCAGGAUACAAAAUGUAAAAAGCUCAACAGAGUCAGCUUUCAGUGUGACCACAGACUUCACAGUCGGCACACCGCCGAGCACUUUAUUAUCUGCUUCCCUGACAUCAGUGAAACCUACAUCAGGUGAUAUCUUUACUUUAAUUCCCAUUAAAACACAAUGUUCUCUAGAACAAGGAUAUCAUUAAUUUGUUUGUUUUAAUCUUAGUUUAAUUAAACUAUGGCAUCAGAGACCGACUCUACAGAUACUUUGACCUCAGAGUUUCCUGAGACCUCACAGCCUCCAACCACAAGUAAAAAAAAAAAAAAAACACUUUACAUAUAUUUAGCUUUUCUGUUUCUUUGCAUUAUGUCCACUUAAGCCGUGCACCACUACAAAAAUCU